AUGCCGUUUCCAGUUACAACACAGGGAUCACAGCCACCACAGAAGCACUAUGGCAUUACCUCUCCCAUCAGCCUAGCAGUCCCCAGUGAGAUUGACUGCCUGCUUACACAGAAACUAAUUGAGACUCUGAAGCCCUUUGGGGUUUUUGAAGAGGAAGAGGAACUGCAGCACAGGAUUUUAAUUUUGGGAAAAUUAAAUAACCUCGUAAAAGAGUGGAUACGAGAAAUCAGUGAAAGCAAGAAUCUUCCACAAUUAAUUGAAAAUGUUGGUGGAAAAAUUUUUACAUUUGGAUCUUACAGAUUAGGAGUACAUACAAAAGGUGCCAAUAUUGAUGCAUUGUGUGUUGCACCAAGACAUGUUGAUCAAAGUAACUUUUUCACCUCAUUCUAUGAUAAGUUGAAAUUACAGGAAGAAGUAAAAGAUUUAAGAGCUGUUGAAGAGGCAUUUGUACCAGUUAUAAAACUGUGUUUUGAUGGGAUAGAGAUUGAUAUUUUGUUUGCAAGAUUAGCACUGCAGACUAUUCCAGAAGACUUGGACUUAAGAGAUGACAAUCUGCUUAAAAAUUUUGAUAUAACAUGCAUAAGAAGUCUUAACGGUUGCAGAGUAACCAAUGAAAUUUUACAUCUAGUACCAAACAUUGACAACUUCAGGUUAACCUGGAGAGCUAUCAAACUGUGGGCCAAACGCCACGACAUCUAUUCCAAUAUAUUAGGUUUCCUUGGUGGUGUUUCCUGGGCUAUGCUAGUAGCAAGAACUUCCCAGCUUUAUCCAAAUGCAAUAGCAUCAACUCUUGUACAUAAAUUUUUCUUGGUAUUUUCUAAAUGGGAAUGGCCAAAUCCAGUCCUAUUGAAACAGCCUGAAGAAUGCAAUCUUAAUUUGCCUGUAUGGGACCCAAGGGUUAGUGUAUUAUUUUUUCCCCUACAAAUUCACACUCUGCAAUAA
Molecule: messenger RNA, 942 nt
Organism: Hippopotamus amphibius kiboko
Lineage: Eukaryota; Metazoa; Chordata; Mammalia; Artiodactyla; Hippopotamidae
Product: poly(A) polymerase alpha-like
Cellular component (GO): nucleus
Molecular function (GO): poly(A) RNA polymerase activity
Source: RefSeq, a predicted model, not a curated record